Nymphaea colorata (pocket water lily) is the source of this 1379-nucleotide messenger RNA. RefSeq lists its product as uncharacterized. Gene Ontology annotation, cellular component: endoplasmic reticulum; endoplasmic reticulum membrane. Gene Ontology annotation, biological process: intracellular protein transport; endoplasmic reticulum to Golgi vesicle-mediated transport. The coding region runs from base 510 to 1172 and encodes 220 amino acids. NCBI's taxonomy places the organism in Eukaryota, Viridiplantae, Streptophyta, Magnoliopsida, Nymphaeales, Nymphaeaceae. The transcript is spliced from 2 exons. The record is from RefSeq and is a predicted model, not a curated record.
AGAUCCGCCCUCGGUUUCUCCUCCCCAUUGAACGCGGAAUGCAUGGUCGCCCGGGUGAAAUGAACUCCCCAUUUCUCCGUUUAAAGGUCGUCCAUUUUCCUGCCACCUUCCCCUGUACCUUCGUUUCUCCUAACGCCCUUCUCGAAUGGUCUGUCCCCCUCUUUUAAUUCACCCUUUAGGCUUAACUACCAAUUUCAAUCAACUUUAUUGCACCAAGCCUGAUUUGGGUUCUUGGUGUUUCCGUCUCAUUUUUUGUCUCCUUUGAUUUCUGGUCUUUUCUUUUGGGCUUGGUUGCUCAAUCUUGGGUUCUUGCUGACUUCUCGUGUCUGUCGUUCGAUUUCUGGAAAAAAGAAACUUGGGUGUUCUUGCAUGGAGUUGGGGGCCUGGCGAUUCACAGAUUUUGGAACGUUUUGGUGCUGAUUUCGUGGUGUUGUGAUUUAGUUCUUAAUUUUGUUUAGCAGUUGAAAAGAAAGGAUAUCUUGAAGUCAGGAUUUGGGUGAUCGGCAGCCAUGAUUCAGUUGCUAUAUACGCUUCUGGUGGGCGAGGGGUUUGUGGUGUUGCUCCUGAUUCUGAAAAACCCCAUGAGAAAGCUUGUGACUAUGUGCUUGGACAGGAUAAAGCGCGGCCGUGGUCCCGUCGUCGUUAAGACGCUCGUCGGCGUGUUGUUUGUCUUGAUGGUGGCGAGCCUUCAUAGUAUUUUCAAGAUCCAUAGGCGUUCGGAUGAGUUUGGCUCGAUCACGCCCACGGAUCAGGUUCUUGUGAGCAGGCUUAUGUUGGAGGCCUCUCUGAUGGGGUUUUGCAUCUUCCUUACAUUGAUGAUUGACCGCAUGCACCACUAUAUAAGGGAAUUACGGAUGAUGAGGAAGACUAUUGAACCUCUGAAGAUGCAAAGCAGAAGCUCUGAGGAAUGGAAGAAUGGUGGGUCAACGGUCAGUGAAUUGGAGAAGGAAAUAUCUUCUUUGAAGGAGAAGGUGAAUCAUCUGGAAGCAGUAGCUGAGGCGAAGGACAAGGAUGCAAAAGCUGCAGAAGCAAAUGCUUUAGCUAUGAAGAAACAGUCUGAGGGAUUCCUCCUUGAAUACGAUCGCCUUCUGGAGGAUAACCAAAACCUCCGUAGCCAACUGGAAUCAUUUGAAAGAAAAUCGUCCUUCUCGGAUGCCAAAAAGAAUUCAUAGUUACACUUGUUAGCUUCCCUUUGAAUAAUCAAAUCUGAGAGCUGUGAUUUUGUCUGAUUUCCUCAUCUUAUUGGUUGCAAGCAUGACUUUUAUUUUCACAACUAGCAACCAUGAUUACUUUAGUGUGAAUUUUCAGGUUUGUCAUCUGAAGUUGGAUUUGUACAUUCUAAUGAGAUGUUAUCAAUAAUUCAUCUGUGUGUAACACAA